AUGCAGAACCCGCUGCCGCGAGAAGCUCGCACAGCACAUCGGUAUGGAAGAAGCACUCAGGCAGGCGCGUUCGCUAAUGCAGGACAAGAGCAGCAGCUAGGCUUCCGGAUAGAUCCCCUAGACGUCAGGCUCAUCACCGGACAUGACGAAGCGUAUACCUGGAGCUACAUGCCAGAGAAGGCAUAUCUGUUUCAGAAACAUUUGAGCAAACAUUCGAUGGGUGCAUGCAUAGAGCUUUACGACGAGGUGGGGAAGACGUUCGAGGCAAUCAAAGCCGCUAGAGCACCUGAUUGCCAGACAGAGGUCGACGUCAGCUUCACAGGCACGAUCAGGCAGUUAGAGCAGAAGUACGCGUUGCUACAGCAAGACCAUAUCCAUGUGGUCGAGGAUUGCGAGCGUUGGAAAGCACAGGCGACGAAGCAUGAGCAGCUCAGGGCGAACGCGGACAACGAGCUUGCGGUCAAGAAAGCUGACUUGGAGUCUGCCCACGCCGUCGCCCAAGACUUGCGCCGGCAGCUGCAAGUCGUAUCUGAGGAGUUGGGAGGGUUGCAGCAACAGCACGCCAGGACUGUACAGGGAGUAAACGAGAUCUCCAGAAUGUGGGAGGACGUCAGAUCUGGAUUACGUACCGUUGCCGGACCUGCCACUGUGUGA
Messenger RNA from Alternaria arborescens, 654 nucleotides. RefSeq lists its product as hypothetical. The transcript has a single exon. The record is from RefSeq and is a predicted model, not a curated record. NCBI's taxonomy places the organism in Eukaryota, Fungi, Ascomycota, Dothideomycetes, Pleosporales, Pleosporaceae. The coding region runs from base 1 to 654 and encodes 217 amino acids.